CUCGCCUCACACGCGACACGGUACAAGUCGAGUCAUCAUGGCCUCCCUCAUGAUGUCUGCGUUCAGCUCCAAGACGGCGGCGCCGAUGGGCCUGCCCCGCCAGGCGUCCUCCAAGCUUCCCGCGUCCUUCCCCGCGCGCCGCGCCGCGCGCAAGGUCAACACGACGACGACCGCCGCCGCGAAGAAGCUCUACUUCAACGCGGACGACGGCGCGGCGCUCAAGAAGAUGCAACGCGGCGUGGACAAGCUGGCGCACGUCGUCGGCGUGACCCUCGGCCCGAAGGGCCGCAACGUCGUCCUCGAGUCCAAGUACGGCUCGCCGAAGAUCGUGAACGACGGCGUGACGGUCGCGAAGGAGGUUGAGCUCCAGGACCCGGUCGAGAACGUCGGCGCGCGUCUCGUGCGUCAGGCGGCGCAGAAGACGAACGACCUCGCCGGCGACGGCACGACGACGGCGACGGUGCUCAGCGCGGCGAUGAUCACGGAAGGGAUGAAGAUCGUCAUGGCGGGCACGAACCCGGUGCAGCUCACCAGAGGCAUGGAGACCACGGUCAAGGAGCUCAUCGGCGUGCUCAAGGGUCUGAGCAAGGAGGUGAGCGACGAGGAGCUCGCCAGCGUCGGCGCCAUCUCCGCGGGCGGCAACAUGGAAGUCGGGACCAUGAUCUCGGACGCGAUGGAAAAGGUGGGUCGCUCGGGCGUCAUCACCCUCGAGGAAGCGCGCAGCGUGGACAACAACCUCAUCGUCGUCGAGGGGAUGCAGUUCGACCGCGGGUACGUCUCGCCGUACUUUGUGACGGACUCGGAGAGGAUGACGUGCGACUACGACAACUGCAAGCUCCUCCUCGUGGAUAAGAAGAUCAAGUCGGCGCGCGACAUGAUCACGAUCCUCGAAGAAGCCAUCAAGGUUGGAUUCCCGCUCCUCAUCAUCGCGGAGGACAUCGAGCAGGAAGCGCUCGCGACGCUCGUGGUGAACAAGCUCCGCGGUGCGCUCAAGAUUUGCGCGCUCAAGGCGCCCGGUUUCGGCGAACGCAAGUCGCAGUACCUCGAAGACAUCGCGAUCCUCACCGGCGGCACCGUCGUGAAGGACGAGCUCGGCCUGUCCCUCGACAAGGUUGGCGUCGAGGUUCUCGGAAACGCCGCGCGCGUCGAGCUCGGCAAGGAGUCGUGCACGAUCGUCGGCGACGGCUCCACGCAACUCGAGGUUGCGGCGCGCGUGAAGCAGAUCAACCGCCUCAUGGAAGCCGCGGAGGCGGAUUACGAAAAGGAGAAGCUCAACGAACGCGCCGCGAGGCUCUCCGGCGGCGUCGCGAUCAUCCAGGUCGGCGCGCAGACGGAGACGGAGCUCAAGGAGAAGAAGCUCCGCGUCGAGGACGCCCUGAACGCGACGAAGGCGGCGGUCGAGGAGGGCAUCGUCAUCGGCGGCGGCUGCACGCUUCUCAAGCUCGCCGCCGCGGUUGAGGACAUCAAAGCCGCUCUCCCGAACGAGGAACAAAAGCUCGGCGCGGACAUCAUCCGCAAGGCGCUCGCGUACCCGAUGCGUCUGAUCGCGUCCAACGCGGGUGACAACGGCUCCGUCGUCGUCGAGCGCGUCACGAACAGCAAGGACCCGGACUUUGGGUACAACGCCGCGACGGGUAAGUUUGAGGACCUCAUGGUCGGCGGGGUCAUCGACCCGACGAAGGUGAUCCGAUGCGCGCUCGAGAACUCCGUGUCCGUGGCGAAGAUCUUCCUCACCUCCGACGUCGUCGUGUGCGAGAUCCCGGAGAAGAAGGUGGCGGUGGCGGGUAACGCGAUGGACAACUCUGGGUACGGCAUGUAAAAAGAGAGUUGGCGAGGAGGUGACGUGGAGGGUGGCGGCGGUUGAGGAAGGACCGCGCGGAGACGAUGUGGAGGCGACGAGAUGAAGAGAGGCGUUUAGCUGUUUGUGUAGCGGGUGCUGGCUACGCACUGACCCGAUCGAUAUUCUUUGAUAAUACUGAACACGAGACGGGUGCGAC
Messenger RNA from Micromonas pusilla CCMP1545, 1997 nucleotides. RefSeq lists its product as uncharacterized. Bases 38 to 1819 code for a protein of 593 amino acids. The transcript has 3 exons. Gene Ontology annotation, molecular function: ATP-dependent protein folding chaperone; ATP binding. Gene Ontology annotation, biological process: protein refolding. Lineage: Eukaryota; Viridiplantae; Chlorophyta; Mamiellophyceae; Mamiellales; Mamiellaceae. The record is from RefSeq and is a predicted model, not a curated record.